Molecule: messenger RNA, 1351 nt
Organism: Anopheles darlingi
Lineage: Eukaryota; Metazoa; Arthropoda; Insecta; Diptera; Culicidae
Gene: kri
Product: uracil phosphoribosyltransferase homolog
Exons: 4
Coding region: 371-1054 (227 amino acids)
Source: RefSeq, a predicted model, not a curated record
GCGAUCGGGAAAAUUGUCGUCGGCCACAGGAGCUAAAGAAAAUCUGAAAGAAAAGCUAAAGAACAUCCGAUCGAAGAGUUUUUCCGUGUCGCGGUAGUGCCCAAUACCUUGGUAAACGUGUUCAGAGAUAAUUGUCCUUGAACAGUAAUUUUCUGCACUACCGACGACCGGAUUUUGGUGAACGCACGACGAACAGCCGAUUGACCUAGUUUACCGGCGGCCAACAGCAACAAAAAAACUCGUGAAAAUUUGGAUAGCAACACCACCAAAGGCAACCUACUUUUCCCACUUCCUGCCCGAAACACGAGCUGACCGGGGACGACACUUCCGGCGUGGCACCACGGUGGAGACCGGCGAGGGAUUUUCCACGAUGUGCAGUGGCAACGACGAGAACGGCGGUGGAUCCGAGUCGCCAGUGCUGUCGCAAAAUCCGAGUGAUUAUGGACGUAACCUGAAAAUUCUGGACACAAACGACCAGAUCAAGGAGCUGCAGACCAUAAUUCGCGACAAAAACACACAGCGCAGUGACUUCAAGUUCUACGCGGACCGGUUGAUCCGGUUAGUGAUCGAGGAAAGCCUCAACCAACUACCCUACUCGGACUGCUCGGUCGUCACGCCAACCGGAGCCAUCUACGAUGGGCUACGGUAUCGAUCGGGGAACUGUGGUGUAUCCAUCAUACGGUCCGGCGAGGCGAUGGAACAGGGUUUACGAGAUUGCUGCCGUUCGAUACGGAUCGGGAAGAUACUGGUCGAAUCGAAUGCGGAAACACAUGCUGCCAAGGUGGUGUACGCGCGGUUUCCGGACGAUAUCGCUCACCGGCAGGUGCUGCUGAUGUACCCAAUCAUGGCCACUGGCAACACCGUCAUACAGGCAGUGAACGUAUUGAAGGAUCACGGCGUCAAGGAGGAUUCUAUCAUCCUAUCGAACCUAUUCUGCACUCCAGUGGCCGCGAGAAUGGUGGUGACGGCAUUUCCUGAUCUCAAGAUACUUACCUCUGAGCUGCACCCGGUCGCACCGAACCACUUUGGGCAGAAGUAUUUUGGUACGGAUUGAACAUACACACUGCCGACCUGCCGGCGGACUACCUGUCCUGCACUAGAGCUUCUUGCAAUGCUUCUCGCCUCAUUGCCUCCUCCGGUGCCCUCGCCUGUUUUUUCUUUCGGCAAAGUUACUGUAAAAGUGUAAUCUAGAACAUAGCUAGAAUUAAGCAUAAAGUGCAUGUCUGUGUGUUUCUGAGAGAGAUAGAGAAAAGGAGAGAUUGAGAUCAAGAGAGCGAUGCUGGCUCAACAUAAGCAGCGAGAAAAUAAAAAAAACAAAACCCGGACUAGGAGAAACCAACCCUAGUCGCCG